GGGUGCUCCUGGCCCCGCAGCUGUGGCAAGGGGGAUCUAUAGGGGGGUUUCUGCUUCAAAGCAGCCCCGAGCACUCGUGCGCAGGGGCUCUGGUGCUCCCGCUGAGCCUCCAGCGUGAAUUUCCGUGGCCAAAAGCAGAUGGUGAGUUCAGGCCGGUGUUUUCCUGCCUCUCCCUAAUUUCCUGCGGCUGCGCUACGCUUUAGCCCGACUCGCACAGGGAAGGCUCGGGGAGGGGAGGCACUGAAAGCACCUGGAAAAUUACAUUUAAGACGAAGAGGAAGGAGAUAGGAAGCAGCUUAGCUGGCUUUGUUCUAAUAGCUGUAAUCACCUGAAGCGCAGCCAUGAGCCCCGUUCCCCUGGGGGCUGUGCAGCUUUGCCGCGGCGGGGGCUGCUGGCACUGGCUCUCCCCACUGCACCACGCUGGCUUUCGACUCAUCUCGGAUGGCAGCUUGCACUUUGUUCCUGCUUGGAACAAGUGCCCGGUUUGGGCUUUACUAUACAAAAGACCAUAUUUACAUAAACCGGGGAAAGGUUGGUCACAAGACACUGCCGCUACCCACAGUGAGCGGGACCUGUGCCGAGAGGAGGAGGGGAUCUCUGCAAAGCAGAGGGAGACCUGGAUACCGACCGUCCAUCCUGAUGCUACAUGGGUUCUCAGCCCAUAAAGACAUGUGGCUGUCCAUAGUCAAGUUCCUGCCGAAGAACCUGCACUUGGUGUGUGUUGACAUGCCCGGGCAUGAGGGCACAACCCGCUCGGCCUUGGAUGACUACUCCAUUAAUGGACAAGCUAAAAGAAUACACCAGUUUGUGGAAUGCAUCAAUCUGAACAGAAGGCCCUUUCAUCUGGUUGGAACGUCCAUGGGGGGAAAUGUUGCCGGUGUCUAUGCUGCUCAGUACCCAGAGGACAUUUGCAGCCUGACCCUCAUCUGUCCUGCAGGUCUGCCAAGUGUCACCGACAGCAAGUUCAUAAAGCAGCUCCGGGAGCUGAAGGAGUCUGAACGCAUCGACAGGAUCCCUUUAAUUCCCUCGACACCCGAGGAGAUGGCAGAUAUGCUGAAGCUUUGCUCCUAUGUUCGCUUCAAGGUGCCGCAGCAGAUCCUCCAGGGCCUCGUCGAUGUUCGCAUCCCACACAAUGACUUCUAUCGGAAACUGUUUUUAGAAAUCGCAAAUGAAAAGUCCAGGCACUCUCUGCAUGAGAACAUGAGCAAGAUCAAAGUGCCAACGCAGGUCAUCUGGGGAAGGCAGGACCAGGUCCUGGAUGUUUCUGGUGCCAAUGUUUUAUCGAGUGCUAUCCCAGACUGCCACGUGUACAUCCUGGAGAACUGCGGGCACUCCGUGGUGGUGGAGCGGCCCCGCAAGACGGCCAACCUUAUCCUGGAGUUCCUGGCGCUGCUGCACAACACGGACAACAACAAGAAGCAGGCAUGAGCGUGGCGGAGAGCCAAGCACCCACGCUGGGUCUUUUAAAUUGUAAAGUACUGCAGCUUUGAUAAGUUCUCAGGGAUCUUGUAUGCAUCGGGUUGAAUGUGCCAAAGUCCCUGAGGAAGGCAGAAACAGAAUCACUGAUACCUAAACCUAUAGCACCGCUGGCACAGCGACCUAGGGGUCAUUGAGCAACCUCCAUAGAUACAGGAAUGGAAGCAGAAUCUCUCCCUUUUCUACUUAGAGAUAAAGUAGAAAUGAGCUGAAAUCACCAAGCGCUAGCCAUGCCGUGUGCUGAAGCUCCUUACGCAGCGGCCCAUCUUACCCAAGUUACCAGCACGUAGCUGUUAAUGACUUUUACCUAAACUAUAUAAGUGUAGGAAGGAGAAAGAGUCCUGGACCGAAACCUACAAUAUUUCUACUACUUAGAGUCCGUCACGUUGCAUGCUGCAGUGCUGUAAGAGAACCCCAGUGCUCCAGGCGUCUGCUCGAGUGCUCUUUGUGUAGCUCCUUAACUCGUGAUUUAUGCAGAAAACAACAGAAAACUUCAUGCGUGGGAGUCCAAUGACUGUAUGUGCAAAAUGUUUACACUUUGAGUGGGUUUUUUAAAUCCCUGAACAGCUCCUGUGUAUAUGUAAUGCCUUAACAUUGCCCAGGGUACGGCGUCCACGCACAGCCCGCCUUGCCCAGGGGAUGGUUCCCCCUGAGGGUGAACAUAGCGAGUGAAAACUUGGGAUGCAGGCAGUGGCAUGUGAACCAGAGGGAUGGAAACCACCUGAGGCGAUUCAGCCCCCGAGCCUGAGUCAGCAAUAAGCCCGUGGGCAGGGUGCGAGUCAGCAAACUCGGGCAAACUCUUGUCUCAGCUCUUCUAUCACAUCGCGCUGCUGAACAUGUUGAUGUAAAUAGCGAAUUUCUUAAUGAAUUCCAUGAAUUCUGCGAAUGCCAGUGUCACCGAAACCAGGCGUGAGGGCUGGGAGCAGGCUGUGUGUGUGGAUAGAGCAGGGGAUGUGGGCUCCUGAGCUCACUGGGUGGCGAGGAAGGGGACAGCUCGCCUGCGAGACACUGAGUGGUGGCAUGGAAAGGUGCGGUGUGCUUGUGCGUCCUCUCCAUGGUUGUAACUCUGACUGAAUUAUAGGUGGAAAUGGGUGAUGCAAACAAGACACACUUUGCAGCCUGCAAGGGGACAGAUCCUGCACCUCCCCGGGUGCGGACCCUCACCAGGGGGAAGGGGCUGGUCCUGGUCCUCUCAAAGGCAAAUCAGUAGGUGGCAUCACCCCCAGCGCUCCUCGGUGCUGACACUGGGUGCUGUUGGAGCCCCCCAGACUGGGUGCGCAGGCUUGCGGUGCUGACAGCCGUCUUCUCGACGUCUCCCCGAGGUACCCGAUCUGUACAGGUAUCUGAAACUCCCCGUCAGCUUCUCUGCUCUUUUUAAGAGAAGAAAUGUUGUUCUUUUAGCAGAUUAGAGGUUUGCUGUUAUUGCUUGGUUAUUGUUUCUACUACAGGAGUUGAUUUAAAAAAAAAAAAAAAAUAAAAUUGCUGAUAGUUUUAUGUGGUAAAAGCCAGAAAAAGUUGUUUGGUAUCUGUAUGGUUUCUCAUAUGCCACAGAUUGCUGUAUGCAAAGGAUUUAUAUGGCUAUUAAAAUCUAGUGAUUUAAGGA
Molecule: messenger RNA, 3079 nt
Organism: Strigops habroptila (Kakapo)
Lineage: Eukaryota; Metazoa; Chordata; Aves; Psittaciformes; Psittacidae
Gene: ABHD6
Product: abhydrolase domain containing 6, acylglycerol lipase
Exons: 10
Coding region: 442-1428 (328 amino acids)
Source: RefSeq, a predicted model, not a curated record